This is a messenger RNA of Coprinopsis cinerea okayama7#130, 90 nucleotides long. RefSeq lists its product as hypothetical. Bases 1 to 90 code for a protein of 29 amino acids. The record is from RefSeq and is a predicted model, not a curated record. NCBI's taxonomy places the organism in Eukaryota, Fungi, Basidiomycota, Agaricomycetes, Agaricales, Psathyrellaceae. The transcript has a single exon.
AUGCGAAUCAUCAUCGGUGUAGCCAUCGCAGUCAUCAUCGUCAUCAUUGUCGUUUCAAUCGUCAAAACUGUCGGUAAUGACAAGAAGUAA